Messenger RNA from Staurois parvus, 283 nucleotides. NCBI's taxonomy places the organism in Eukaryota, Metazoa, Chordata, Amphibia, Anura, Ranidae. The record is from the annotation of a GenBank genome assembly.
GCACUGCCCGAGGGCCCGGGGUCAGUAGAGGGCCCCAUGAAAUGCCCCUGGUACCUUUUUCAUAGGCUUUUUUGAGUUUGGGCAAGGACACAGGGGCCCCAUGAUCCCCUAUUGCCCGGGGGCCCCAUGAGUUGUCAGUCCACCCCUGGUCAAUACCAUGCCCAUUUUACUAACUAGUAAUGCAAGGAUGCAGGUGACAGCUGCAGUGCAUGUAACUUUAAAAAAGUUGGUAAUGGCAGCUGCUAUAUUUCCUUCUGUACAGGUUCCCUUUAAGGUAAGCACC